Messenger RNA from Quercus lobata, 526 nucleotides. RefSeq names its product non-specific lipid-transfer protein 2-like. Gene Ontology annotation, biological process: lipid transport. The transcript has a single exon. Lineage: Eukaryota; Viridiplantae; Streptophyta; Magnoliopsida; Fagales; Fagaceae. The coding region runs from base 6 to 365 and encodes 119 amino acids. The record is from RefSeq and is a predicted model, not a curated record.
UACCCAUGUACCGUAGCCUAUCUUCUCUCUCUCUCUCUCUCUCUCUCUUCAUAGCUAGUGUAAAAAAGUUAAGGAUGAAGAAAGCUUCAUAUGUUGUACUCUGUGCAGUGGCUGUGGUAGCCAUGCUUCUAUUUGAAGCACCACUGAUGGCAAAGGCAGUGACAUGCAGUCCCUUGCAGCUGAGUUCAUGCAUAGCGGCCAUCACAUCUUCAGCACCACCAUCUAGCACUUGUUGCACCAAGCUGAGGGAGCAGAGGCCAUGCCUUUGUGGGUACCUCAAAGAUCCAAAUCUCAGGCAGUAUGUUAACUCUCCUGGUGCCAGAAAGGUCGCUAGUACUUGUGGUGUUCCCUUCCCUAGUUGUUAGGUUAUAAUUAUUAUGCAUCUUUAAAGUGAUUGUACUGGAAAUAUCCAUAUCCUGUAGGAGUAAUUCUCGUGGUAAAAAUCAAUGAUGAAUAAUGUGAAUGUUGUUCACAAGUACUAGUAAAAUAUAUUCAAUGAAUAAACUUUGUACUAUAAUGAAUUUUA